Lachancea fermentati is the source of this 966-nucleotide messenger RNA. NCBI's taxonomy places the organism in Eukaryota, Fungi, Ascomycota, Saccharomycetes, Saccharomycetales, Saccharomycetaceae. The record is from the annotation of a GenBank genome assembly.
AUGUCAUCAGCCGCAUUGAGCUUAGAGCUCCCUUGGGUUGAAAAGUAUCGUCCUCAUUUACUCAAAGAUAUAGUCGGCAAUCAAGAAACUAUUGCUCGCCUUCAACAGAUAGCUCAGGAUGGUAACAUGCCGCAUUUGAUUAUUAGCGGACUUCCUGGUAUCGGAAAAACUACAUCUGUCACCUGUCUCGCGCACGAGUUGCUAGGAAAAUCCUAUUCUCAAGCAGUGUUAGAACUCAAUGCUUCCGACGAUCGUGGUAUUGAUGUGGUGAGAAACCAAAUCAAGCAGUUUGCUCAAAAGAAGACUAGUCUUCCUCCUGGGAGACACAAAAUCGUCAUUCUAGAUGAAGCUGACUCAAUGACAGCAGGAGCACAACAGGCUUUACGUCGUACUAUGGAACUUUACUCGAACACAACGAGAUUCGCAUUUGCAUGCAAUCAAUCAAAUAAAAUUAUAGAACCGCUACAAAGUAGGUGUGCGAUUUUGAGGUAUUCAAAACUGCAAGAUGACCAAGUUCUUAAAAGACUACUAGAAAUAAUUAAGGCCGAAAAUGUUCAGUACACUAAUGACGGUCUGGAAGCAAUCAUAUUCACAGCAGAGGGGGAUAUGAGACAAGCGAUUAAUAACUUACAAAGUACUGUAGCCGGAUUUGGGUUGGUAAAUGGUGAAAAUGUCUUCAAAAUUGUUGACUCACCCCAUCCUUUGGUUGUCAAGAAAAUGCUUUUGGCGCCUUCACUUGAAGAGAGCUUAGUCUUUUUGAAGACUCUAUGGGAGAAAGGCUAUUCUGCUGUUGACAUAGUAACCACUUGUUUUCGUGUAACCAAAAAUCUGGAUGAUGUCAAAGAGGGCGUCCGUCUUGAGAUGAUCAAAGAAAUUGGCUUCACGCAUAUGAGAAUAUUGGAAGGUGUUGGUACGUAUCUGCAAUUAGCUGGCAUGCUUGCCAAAAUCAGCAAGCUCAAAAUUUAA